CAGGUUCUCUCGAACUGCAAAGGAAAAGGGCGUUUAAAGCAUGCGCCAUCUAUGGGUUCUACAAAUUCUAUCUGGCAACACACAGUAUCCACUCUCACUGCUGUCGUCACUGAGGUCAGGUAGACGGAGUGAAGAUGGCGACCGCCUACGAGAGAUACAAUUUGCACACGACCCCAGAGAAGUUCUUCAUCGAGGCCUGUGAUGAGGGGGCUGACGCUGUGCUGGCCAUCGACAGGGUCUCCAAUGAGAUGACCCUCACAGGUAAAAAGGAUGUCCCCCCUUCUGCGGUCACCCGGCCUAUAUGUGGCAUCAUGGGAACCAUCCGUCUGGUAGCAGGGAUGUAUCUGAUCGUCAUCACCAGGAAGAAGAAUGUGGGCAGCCUGCUGGGCCACGCUGUGUGGAAGGCUGUGGACUUUGACGUGAUCUCCUAUAAGAAGACGGUGCUGCAUCUCUCAGAGAUCCAGUCUCAGGAGAACAAGACCUUCCUGUCCAUGAUUAACAAUGUGCUGACUACAGACGGCUUCUACUUCUGCACCGACUACGACCUGACACACACACUCCAGAGGCUCUCCAACACCAGCCCUGACUUCCAGGAGAUGAGUCUGCUGGAGAGGGCAGAUCAGAGGUUUGUGUGGAACGGGAACCUCCUGAGAGAGCUGGCUGCGCAGCCUGAGCUUCACAAGUUUGCACUUCCUGUUGUCCAUGGAUUCAUUGUCAUGAAGCCGUGUCGCAUCAAUGGGAAGAUCUUCGAGUGGAUCCUCAUAUCCAGGAGAAGCUGCUUCCGGGCCGGCGUCAGAUACUACGUCAGAGGCAUCGACUCUGAGGGCCACGCUGCUAACUUUGUGGAGACGGAGCAAAUCGUUUUGUAUGAGGGAGCAAAGGCUUCAUUUAUACAGACUCGAGGCUCCAUGCCCUUCUACUGGAGUCAGAGGCCCAACCUGAAAUACAAACCUAAACCUAUAAUCAGCAAAACCACCAAUCACAUGGAUGGUUUCCAGAGGCAUUUCGACUCUCAGCUGCUCAUCUAUGGGAAGCAAACCCUUCUGAACCUGGUGAAUCAGAAGGGCUCAGAGAAGCCACUAGAACAGGCUUUCGAUAAGAUGGUGUCUGGCAUGAACAACGGUAUGCUCAACUACAUAGCCUUCGACUUCCACAAGGAGUGCAGCGCCAUGAGGUGGGAGCGUCUGCAGAUCCUAGUGGACCUCGUCGCUGAGACGCAAGAUGAAUACAGUUACUUCAUGGUGACCUCGGAGGGGAAGACGGUGGCGCAGCAGAGGGGAGUGUUUCGCAGUAACUGCAUGGACUGCCUGGACCGGACCAACGUGAUCCAGAGUCUGCUGGCCCGCCGUUCGCUGCAGUCCCAGCUGCAGAGGAUGGGCGUCCUGAAUGUGGGUCAGCGGAUUGAGGAGCAGGCUGAGUUUGAGAAGAUCUACAAGAACGCAUGGGCUGACAAUGCCAAUGCAUGCGCUGUACAGUACGCAGGGACCGGAGCUUUGAAAACAGACUUCACCAGGACGGGGAAGAGGACCAGGCUGGGGCUGCUGAUGGACGGCUGGAACUCCAUGAUCCGCUACUACAAGAACAACUUCUCUGAUGGAUUCAGACAGGACUCCAUUGACCUGUUUCUGGGUAACUUUGCUGUGGAUGAGUCUGAUGGACCCACUCCUCUCCGUGUGCAGAAGGACUGGAAGUUCCUCACGCUGCCCAUCGUCAUGCUGGUGGCCUUCUCCAUGUGCAUUGUCUGUCUGCUCAUGGCGGGUGACACAUGGACAGAGACCCUGGCCUACGUGAUGUUCUGGGGGGCUGCCAGCGCCAUCACAGCCACCAUCAUCCUGUUUAAUGGCCAAGACUUUGUGGACUCUCCCAAACUGGUUCACAAGGAGAAGCUGGACUGAGUGUGCAUGUGUGUGUGCAUGUGUGUGUGCGUGUGUGUGUGUGUGUGAGGGGAGUAUCUGGGCCCAGCAGGUUCACAUAGCUCUCAAUCUCCACCGUCUCCUGAUCUGCUGCCUCCUUACUGCCCUCCAGACUUUCUCCUUGAGAAACCUUUCUCUGCCAUUUGUCUACAACCUGUUUCACCUCCUGCAGUCGGACAUGACUCUCUCCGUCACUCGGCUCACAUCUCUCACAUUCCUCAUACUGGAUCUUUACGUUGUUUUUCGUAGGUUUUCAGUUCUGUCUUCAGGUCCACUCCAAAACAAAUGAUUUCUUACACUAAUCACAAUUUUCCUAUUUGUUUACGUUUCUUCGGUUUAAAUCUGUACAAAUGUCUUACUAAGCAUUUUGUAUCCUGCAUAAUGACACCCAUUGUUAGUGUUUUAGUGAUUCUAAAUACAUGUACAGUGGUGUGUUGAGCUAUGCUGGAAUUACAUAACGUCUGCAAACUCUACAUGCUAAUGAAUAUGAUGCAGGUUAUCUGAUGGCCCCCCCCCCCGAGCAAUUUGUCCUCGUUACUGAGAAGUGGUUUAUUCAAGUUGGAAUACAUGUGAACGGUCACUGUUAUGAUGUGUUGGGCCGAUAUCAGGUGUUUCAUGGAAAUUGGUUGAUUAAGAUCGUAGUUUUGGACCAUAGAACUAAAACAGUGUGACACAAAAAAUGUAAAAAGCUCUGCAGUUUCUGUGUUCAUUACCACAAAUUCACAUUACACAUUUGAUCCAACUUUAAUAUUGAUUAGUGCUUUAAAGAUACUAAAAACGGACCUCCAAUAAUGAUUUAUGAAUGUGAAUUAACCCCAAUCAGUUCCUCUCUGAGCACAUAUUGAAAAGUAUAUGUUGUUUGUAACUGAUGAGUCUAUCCAGAAUGCCUGUUAGAGUUUUGAAUGUAACAAGCCUUAGCAACUUGCAUAUGAAGUAUAAACGUGUGGCUACUAUGUGUGUUACUGGGGGUGAACCAUAAGUCUUCCUGUAAGGCUAACCUGGGAGAGUAUUUAUCGUGAUGUUGCACUUUUGACAUGUACUCCAUGUGUGUUGUUGUUCCAGACGCCUGCAUCUCAGCACACAUUUUCCAUUUAUUCUAGGAUGGAAUCAGGUCUGGUGUUGUCCUUGUUUAGGUGUUUUUGUUACUGGGGCAUAAACAGUUUAAUAGCUCUCUGCAAAAUUAAGAAUGAGGCUUAUAGAGGCCUUCCUACAGCUGCACAGGCGCAUUACAGUCAACAAUGUGUUUAUGGAAGCAUAGAGCUAUGUCAAAACAUCCACCAGACACUCACAAACAUUUAAAUACAGUGUUGUCAAUGCAGUGGUGACCAGAACAUAGCAUCGCAAAAGCUACCUAGCAUUGGAUUUCGGAAGAUUGUAAAAAUGUAUAGCUUUGGCAUACACAUGUUUAUGAUACUAACACGCUUUGUUAAGCAGGAUAAUAUCUACAUAUUAACACUAAUUUAGUUUUUGGAACGAAAUCUCCAUAACUUAAAAAGCUAAUGCUAAGCAAUAAACAAUAUGACAUCGCUAUGCUAAAGGCAGCUAAUGUCCAGCUUCAGCAAUUCACCAGUGGGGUAUUUUUGUAGGCCAGACCUGUUACAGCAGGAUAAUCACCACUUUAUGAUUUUUGAAUUGUGAAUGUGAUUGCCAGAAGUAAAUGGCUAACUUAAGGCUAUAAACAAACUAAAUCAAGGUGGUGUGGCAGCGCAUCACCAAGGCUAAGCUAAAGGCGGCUAAUAUUUGGCCUUGUAACAUUUAGUAGCUUCAUUUGGAGACUUGUUAACAACCAGUGUUUGUAUUGCAAAAAUGUAUAUCUGUAGCAAACACAUUUACGAUACCAACACGUUUUGUUAAGCAGGAUAAUCUCCACAUAUUAACACAAAUGUAGUUUUUGAAAAAUGUUCAUGAAAUCAACAGAAGUAAAAAAGCUAAUGCUAAGCAAUGAAUUAUAUGACACCGCUACGCUGAAGGUGGCUAAUGUCCAGCUUCAGCAAUUCACCAGUGGGGUAUUUACUGAUGUAUUUUAUGUCAUGGAACAAAACAUGAACAUCUCUUCACCCUGUGUUAACCACACACCUUAUUUUAGGUAUGUAACAAAAAAUGCAUCCAACAAAAUUGACUUUGAGAUGAUGCAAGUAGAAGUGCUAAAAUGCUGACUAAUUUCCGGGUUUAAGGACUCAUUCCUGGACCACACCAGACCUGUUUGCGUGUCAUAACAAAUGGCUGAUGUGAGCAGUCAGUCAAAGGUCUGGAACCAGGUUCAUUUGUUAAUGGAAACAAAUGAGACUGCGGCAGUUUUUAGUGGAAUAUCUUUCGCUGUUCAUCUGUGUUGUUGGGUUGAUCUAUGGCUCAUGCAUCACUGUGCAACAUAACAUUCUUCACCUUGUGGCUUUAAUGUUAUCUCCAGAUAUCAGAUGUAGUGUUGUCAACGAGACUUCAAUGUUUAAUUAUGUCGAGCUAAAAGAAAUGAAGUUGGUAUCUCAGACUUAAAACCGUAUUAGCAACAACAUGGCUCUCCACUUGUUUGUUAAUGUUUUCAUUUUUCAGUUUCCCAAAUCCAGCCUUACACACCUGCCCAUCAGUGGAAAGACAUUUGAAUUGAGUUCUAGAAAUACAAUUUGGCUUCUGGUGUUACUUUAACUUCCUUUACCAUCCAAAUAUUGGUAAAAUAUGCAAGUGGCUAGCAGAUUAGCGUCACUCAACAGGCAAAAAACAAUUUGAAAAUUAAAAUAUCUCAAGCCAGUGGACAGACAGUAUAUUUUGCAUUCUGGAUUGACUGUAUAGUUAGAGAAUUGAUCACCAUGCCUUUAUAGUCUGUGUAUGAUUUCACAUAGAAGCUGUGUGGUGUUAGUUUGUGAUUAUGUUUAAGAUCCAAACAUUAUGUCUCUACACGGUGAUCUUCAGACUAUUGUUAAUCUAGUCAAAUGUUUAAUUUACUCUUCAUGUUAGCUUUUAAAGAGUUCAUCUAAUCUUGAUCUGAAACCUGUGUAACGUGUGCAGUGUGGGUAAAACUGUCAUGGCAUAUCUUUGUAAUACCGGUACAUUUAAAGUUUUAUCUGGACAUAUAAAGUGUGUUUGGACAUGUUUCAUUAUAUGAGGUAAAAUUAACGAUGAAUUUGUGUCCAUCACACUACUGCAGGUUUCGAUGGUUCCACAUGUUAUUGAUUUGUUUUUUUGGAUGUGAUCAUUAUAUUUCUGCUGUGGGUUUGUAUAUGUUGUAAACAAUAUAAUGGGGCCAAUGACAUAAAACCUGCUUCAUGAAGGUGUUUUAUGAGAUGACUGGCAAACAUUACUACAACACGUUGUAUUCAUUUGGAACCAGGGGACACUAAUGUGACUUUCUGUUUUUUUUCUGGGAUUAUCUUUAGCAAUGUUUGGGGAGUUUGUUCUCCAUGUAAGGAAAUAAUGAAAUAAAAUAUUCAGUUUGAACUGCAACAACUUAAA
Molecule: messenger RNA, 5357 nt
Organism: Eleginops maclovinus (Patagonian blennie)
Lineage: Eukaryota; Metazoa; Chordata; Actinopteri; Perciformes; Eleginopidae
Gene: sacm1la
Product: SAC1 like phosphatidylinositide phosphatase a
Exons: 20
Coding region: 135-1895 (586 amino acids)
Biological process (GO): phosphatidylinositol dephosphorylation
Cellular component (GO): endoplasmic reticulum
Molecular function (GO): phosphatidylinositol-4-phosphate phosphatase activity
Source: RefSeq, a predicted model, not a curated record